UUUCCCGCGCGGACACCCCCGUGCGAGCGAGCGAGCGAUCGGCCGGUCGAUCGGUCGGUCGCGGUGAGAUCGAUUCACCGACAGCCGGAGGAACGAGAUCGCGAAUCACCCGUCGAGGCUCGAGAACGGCCAGAGAAUUUCCCCGAUUUUUCUGAGAAAAGGAAAGAAAGGGAGGGAAACGAGAGGGAGGUAAAUCGGCAGCGGAGAAGUUGAGCCACGCGCUCAGUGGGGUUGUUCGUGGACUCGUGGCACUCGUCGGCCUCGCGGGGGGUGCCGACGACGAAUGAGAUCGUGAGAGCCGACGGAGGCGCGUUAUGGCGAAUCACCAUCCGGCGUACGACUUCGAGGACCGAGGCCAGAGGAUCCGCCAUCGGGUCGGCACCGCGUCGAGACCCGCGGACUCCACCGUGGCUUGCAGCAGUACACAGUAUUAUGUGGGGCCCAGCAGCGACAUCAGCGAAGAAGAUCUGGCGGAAUUGCCGUCAUGCGUUUACGCAGGCAGGUCGACGCAACAUGUCACGCACACCUCGCCGCACACGCAUUCUCCUUUGCAUUACCACAUGCCGGUCUCAACACCAGAUCAUAACGACACGGAGAUAAACGGUGUGGAGGAGGGUUAUUAUCCAAACGGUAGCCCUUACAGAAUCCAACGACACGCCGCCAACAUUCGCGAGAGGAAACGCAUGCUCAGCAGCAUCAACUCGGCUUUCGACGAGCUCCGGGUGCAUGUGCCGACGUUCCCUUACGAGAAAAGACUGUCGAAGAUCGACACCCUGCGCCUGGCCAUCGCGUACAUCGCGCUACUGCGCGAGGUCCUGGCAGCCAGACUCGACCCUUUGACGUACGUCGAGAGGUGCCUUAGGGGUGAAAUAAACGGCGAACGCGCCGAAUGGAAUACAAGCGAUCUGACGGCACGAUUAUCCUGGAUAAACUGGGAGAACCUGGGGGUGAAUCCGAAUCGGCGAUCGGUGCUGACCACUCUCGCACUGACAACCGACAAUAUGAAUUGAGCGCGACGAGCCACUCGGCGAUUCCUCUUUUCUUUGUAAAUACCUUCAUGCCGGAAGAGAAAGGAAGAUAUGGCGAAAUCGAACGAGAAAGAGAGAAGGGAGAAAGGGAGGAGAGCAAGGAGUGCUGAGAGAGGACUUAUUCGCAAUUUUGGUUUCAGUUCACGUGCAAUACGAGCGACAGAGCAUUGUAUUCGGUAUCUACGUGUACGUGUAAAAGGACACU
Molecule: messenger RNA, 1233 nt
Organism: Dinoponera quadriceps
Lineage: Eukaryota; Metazoa; Arthropoda; Insecta; Hymenoptera; Formicidae
Gene: Fer2
Product: basic helix-loop-helix transcription factor amos
Exons: 5
Coding region: 315-1010 (231 amino acids)
Biological process (GO): developmental process; regulation of transcription by RNA polymerase II
Molecular function (GO): DNA-binding transcription factor activity, RNA polymerase II-specific; protein dimerization activity; RNA polymerase II transcription regulatory region sequence-specific DNA binding
Source: RefSeq, a predicted model, not a curated record